Molecule: messenger RNA, 975 nt
Organism: Hibiscus syriacus
Lineage: Eukaryota; Viridiplantae; Streptophyta; Magnoliopsida; Malvales; Malvaceae
Product: ethylene-responsive transcription factor ERF062-like
Exons: 1
Coding region: 49-939 (296 amino acids)
Biological process (GO): regulation of DNA-templated transcription
Molecular function (GO): DNA-binding transcription factor activity; DNA binding
Source: RefSeq, a predicted model, not a curated record
AUCAUUUCUUAUCUCUUCCAUUUGUUGUUGUGAUUUUUGGCGAAAAUCAUGAGUUUCGAUGAUCAGUUUCCUGAAAUGGAAACCUUCUUGAACAAGGAAUUGCCAUCUUUUAGUUAUGGAAUCCCAACAGCUUCAACGUUUUUCAGCAAUCCAAUCGCUUGGGAUUCUUCAUCACCAUCACCAUCUUCAUCUCUUUCAUCAGUUGCAGUUUCUGGUGUUCACCAAGCUUCUCCAUCAAUGGUGGCCACGUUGUUUUUGCAGGAACCGACGAUGUUUGGUCCAUUGAAACCGGUCGUCGACUCGAUUAUCGAAAACCCACCAUCGCAGGUGCCUCAACAAUGGCUUGGAAUCAAUCGAAACUUCACCAAUCGUCAAUCCAAUAAAGGUUUGAGUGACUAUUGGCUCAGCAGCACCAAGACUUGCCCCAUGAAGCACAGUGGAACUGGACGAAGAUUUCAAAGCCGGCACCAAAAGGGCUAUUCAUCACCAGGAAAACUAUUCCGAGGUGUGAGGCAAAGACAUUGGGGGAAAUGGGUGGCCGAAAUAAGGUUGCCGAGGAAUCGGACUCGGGUUUGGUUAGGGACUUUCGAGACCGCCGAAGAAGCCGCCAUCGCAUACGAUACUGCAGCUUACAUAUUGCGGGGAGAAUACGCACAGCUGAAUUUUCCGGAUCUCAAGGAUCAAGUGAUUGCCAAUUCUUUGAAUGGGAACACCGCUGCUCUUCUCGAAGCUAAGUUGCGGGCGGUAUCGCAAAAGUCUGGUCUUGAUCCGUCUACGACAGCGACAUCAAUGCCGGCGGAGAAAGUUCCGGAUUUGGACCGGAAUACGGUAGAAACUUCGGAGGUUUUAUCGUCGGAUGUUGACGGUGUACAGUUGAGUAGAUUGCCGUCCUUGGACAUGGAUAUGAUAUGGGAUGCUCUUUUGGUCUCAGAUACAUGACAUUUUUACCUUGAUUUUUCUAUUCAUUUGAAUAGA